ACAUAUGACAAUAGACCCCUCAGACUUGCUCAAUUAUUGGAACGAAUUCAAAAUAGGAGGUCAAGCUAGCUAUCCAUACGAGUCAAUUCAGCAUCCUUUCAGGGCCGUCUGAUGGUGACACAAUAUUUUACGUGCUGUUAUUUUAUCGACAUCAUGUCCACGAUGACGAGGUGGUUGCAAGGACUAAACGCUCUUCGAAGUAGUCAUCGACUUCCAUUUAGAGCUUGGUCGUCAAUGACAUCGGGAUGUCAUCAUCUUAGUAUAACAAAUACAAGUUCGAGAUCAUUGAGCGCUUCUUUCAUUCGAUCUAAAUACGGGAUUAGCUACGCCCAUGGUCAUGACUACAAUAACACCACAAGCUAUCCAGUCCUACCCAUCACCAUUGGUCAAGCACUGGACAUUGCCACUAAAAAAUCACCUGAUGAUGAAGUCAUCAUCUUUUCUGAACAAGGACAUCGACUGACUUUCCCACAAUUCAGAAAAGAGGUUGAUCGUCUAUCAGCUGGUCUACUCUCUCUUGGUGUCAAUCGAGGUGAUCGUGUUGGUAUCUGGGGACCAAAUACUCUAGAAUGGGUCUUAACCAUGUUUGCUACCAUACGAAUAGGCGCCAUCUUGGUUAACCUCAAUCCUGCUUACCAAGCCAAAGAUAUAGAAUAUGCUCUGAGAAAGGUUGGCGUCAAAGUUCUGGUAGCAGCACGUCCAUUCAAGAUACAGAACUACUAUAACAUAUUAAAUGAGGUAUGUCCUGAACUUGAGACAUCAUCACCGGGUACUCUGAAGAGUAAAAGACUGCCUGAUUUGAAAUCCAUCAUCAUGAUGGGUGAAGAACCUCAUCCGGGUACCUUCUUAUUCGGUGAUGUCAUGGAUAUGGGUGGAAGUGAAGAGCAUGACGUCAUUGAUCGGUGCAGGAAAAUGCUUCAGUUUGAUGACGUAGCCAACAUCCAGUUCACAUCGGGUACAACUGGCAAUCCCAAAGCAACAUGCCUGACCCAUUUCCAUGUUGUCAACAACAUGCAAACUCUUGCCCAGCUUUAUCCAGGGGACACGCGUCAGAGUUUGUGUGUUCCUACUCCAAUGUUCCACGUGUUGGGAAUGUUCAUUGUAGUACUCGGUACAUUGACCACAUCAAAGACUGUGUUUCCUUCACCAGGCUUCGAUGCUCUUGCAUGCUUGAGAGCCAUGCAAGACGAAAGGUGCACAAGAUGGUAUGGGGCUCCAACAAUGAUCAUUGAUAUGUUGCAUCAUCCUGAGUUUUCGACCUUUGACCUCAGUCAUUUGAAAUACAUUUUGACCGGUGGAGGUUACGUGCCUUUGGAAGUGGUUCAGCGGCUUCGUCGUGCUGUUCCUUCUCUAACGGACAUCGUCAUUGCAUACGGAAUGACAGAGAUGGGUGGUGUAAUGUCCUGUAGUCGACCAGAUGAUCCUGAUGAAAUGAGAUACUCGACGAUUGGACGUCCAUUUCCUUGGUGCGAGGUAAAAAUAACGAAUCCAUCAAAUGGGGAGAUAGUUCCUAUUGGAGAGGCGGGAGAGUUAUGCGGUAGAUCACCAAGCAUCAUGACUGAAUACUGGCAGGAUGAGAGGAAGACAAAAGAAACUAUCGAAUCUACAAGAUGGCUUCAUUCUGGUGAUCUUGCUAAAAUGAACGAAGAUGGUUACAUCAGUAUAGUGGGUCGUAUUAAAGAUAUGAUCAGUCGAGGAGGAGAAAACAUCUUUGCUGUUCAUAUUGAAGAUCACCUUCACAAACACCCUAAAGUUGAAGACGUUCAGGUGAUUGGGGUACCAGAUAAGAGAUUAAUGGAAGAGGUAUGCGCAUGCGUCAAACUGAAAGCUGGUGUCACGUGUACUGGAGAAGAGAUAAGAGAUUUCUGCAAAGGACAGCUGGCCCGUUAUGAGGUUCCUCGCUAUGUUGAAUUCGUCUCCAGCUUCCCAUAUACCAUGUCCAACAAAGUUCAGAAAUACAAACUCCGUGAAGAAAUGGCGAAGAGACUCAAGUUAGACAACAUUAAUUCAUCCUAGUCAUGUAGAUGUCU
This is a messenger RNA of Lytechinus variegatus (green sea urchin), 2030 nucleotides long. Its product is annotated as medium-chain acyl-CoA ligase ACSF2, mitochondrial-like. The record is from RefSeq and is a predicted model, not a curated record. Bases 112 to 2016 code for a protein of 634 amino acids. Gene Ontology annotation, biological process: fatty acid metabolic process. Gene Ontology annotation, molecular function: medium-chain fatty acid-CoA ligase activity. Lineage: Eukaryota; Metazoa; Echinodermata; Echinoidea; Temnopleuroida; Toxopneustidae. The transcript has 13 exons.